Molecule: messenger RNA, 1131 nt
Organism: Sabethes cyaneus
Lineage: Eukaryota; Metazoa; Arthropoda; Insecta; Diptera; Culicidae
Product: progestin and adipoQ receptor family member 4
Exons: 6
Coding region: 1-1131 (376 amino acids)
Cellular component (GO): membrane
Molecular function (GO): signaling receptor activity
Source: RefSeq, a predicted model, not a curated record
AUGCAAUCGUCGCUAGAGACCGCGGGGCUCGUUACACCGAUGGUGGCCAUGACCACCACCAACAUUGUUCCGACGGUAGCAACGCAAAGUUCUCCUGCAGUGCCGGCAGUGAAACAGACACCUCAGAAAAGUGCUCCACCGCCCUCGAAACCGCCCGAGUUGUUGCUCUCGAAACGAAAUCGCGAAGAACCGGCAAAAGUCACACAGGACGAUGAUGCUAGCAGCCUGCGGCAGCCACUCAUCAAGCAGAUAAAUAAACUGCUCACACCGCCGGAAGAUCUGCUACAGUGGAAGGACAUGCCGCAGCACCUGCAGUUCAACCCAUACGUUCUCACCGGGUACCGGCCUCUGCAGGGCGUCAAGGGGUGCCUUAGCAGUCUGUUUUACGUACAUAAUGAGACAAUUAAUAUCCUAACACAUGGCAUUCCAAUAGUGUACAUCUUGGCAACAGUUCCGGCAAUGAUGCCAUGGGAGAAAGAAUAUCGCUUUCUCUCGUGGUGCCAUCUGGUCGGUUCUGUUGCACCGUGGUGCGGCAGUUUCGUGUACCAUCUCUUUAUGAAUCUGGAACGGGGCGAGGGAGUCUACUACCGGCUGCUACAGCUGGACAUGUUCGGAAUCUGGAUGAGUCAGAGUUUUGGUGCCCUUCCGAUGGUGACGGCCACAGUAUACUGCCUGAGGUGGCCUCUAAAAUGGUUCCUCAUCAUAGCCUACUCGCUGUUAUGCAUUUGGGGCCUGUAUAAGGCUUUGACGGCUUCCUCACCGUGGCAGCGUAGGCUCUGCUUCCUCCGGCCCUUCGCCAUGCGUAUUAUGCUCACUCUGCUAAGGAUAUCCAAGCUUGGAGGUGGGAAUCCCACCUCACUAACACACGUCUUCCUGCAGGACGCCGUGUCGGCCAUGGGUGGCGUAAUUGGGGCAAUGCACAUACCGGAAAAAUGGUUUCCCGGUAGCGUCGAUAUCUAUCUUAACUCGCACAACAUCAUGCAUGUGCUUGUUGUCGCCGCCGUCUACUCGAUGCACCAGGCCACCGUGCAGGACAUCGAGUGGAUGCAACGUGCCCAGUGUUCUGGGCCCACCAAUCAGACGAGUCAGAUGAACAUAGAAGCCAUUAACGGAACACAUCUGGAGCUAUGA